Aspergillus affinis is the source of this 2235-nucleotide messenger RNA. RefSeq names its product putative RNA-directed DNA polymerase from transposon X-element. The record is from RefSeq and is a predicted model, not a curated record. The annotation marks the transcript as partial. NCBI's taxonomy places the organism in Eukaryota, Fungi, Ascomycota, Eurotiomycetes, Eurotiales, Aspergillaceae. Gene Ontology annotation, molecular function: nucleic acid binding. The transcript has 6 exons.
CCCCCCCCCCCCCCCCCCCCCCCCCCCCCCCCCCCCCCCCCCCCCCCCCCCCCCCCCCCCCCCCCCCCCCCCCACGCCAGAAUAACGCGGGAUGUAUUUGCUAAAGCUGGGCAAAAGCUCUUAGGAAAUGGACUUGCUUAUUAUCGAUUUUCCAAUCCUUUGGGACUGGUCCCAACACUGAAAACACCAGAUAACGGCCUCGCAGAAACUGCAGAACAGAAAGUUGAAGUAUUCCAGAAGGCUUUCUUUCUCUACCCACCUCCCGCAGACCUUUCCGAUAUCCCUGCGACCUCCCUACCUCAGCAACUUGACUUCCCGGAUCUUGCUGAACACGAGGUGCUACGCUGCAUCCGAAAGGCGCCUCCUGACAAGGCUCCCGGGCCCGACGGUAUCUCUAAUAAGGUUUGGCACUGGCUAGGUGAGGUUCCCUCCUUCGUGAAGGCGCUCACGGAUAUCUUUAAUGCCUGUAUCCGGCUCGGGCAUAACCCCGGAUACUUUCAGCAAUCUAUAACGGUUGUCUUCCCUAGGGCCGAAACCAGAAGUUACCUGAGCCGUAUCAUUUCUACCCCCACGGGAAUCCCUCAGGGGUUUCCUAUCUCCCCGAUCCUUUUCCUUCUCUUUAAUACGCCUCUUAUUCGGGCACUAGAAAUCAAUACCGUUGAGAGUAUGCGCAUCCAGCCACCGAUCUCGGGUAGAACCCUGGCAUUCGGCUGGAUUGACGAUGCCUGUACGAUCGCUCUCUCCGGGUCUUACGCAGCUAAUCAGCGUCUGCUGGAGUGGGCACUCGAUAAGGCUGCUGUAUGGUCCGGGCAGCAUUCGUCUAGGUUCGCGCCGGAUAAGUUCGAACUGAUACAUUUCCGGAACCCGCUGGAUCCCGAUCCCGGGGCCGAGAGAGACACCCCCUGUGAUUACACGGAACCAUGGAAUGGACAGGACCUUACCAACGCUAACCGGGAGGACGGGAGCGCCUGGGAGGUUCCUGUUGAAUCCCUGGGGCACGACCAGCUGCCAAUAAAGGAUCACGUAACGGGCCACGUCAUUCGGCCAGUGAAAUACGCUAAAUACCUCGGAAUCUGGCUCGAUAAGACUCUCUCCUUUACUACCCACUGCGCUAAGGCGGUAGCGAAGGCGAACGGAAGCCUCGAAGCCCUACGGAGCAUCUCUGCGUCUACAUGGGCUUUAGGGGCAGAGCUAUUUCUGCCUCCGGUCCGCCUGUACAUGCAACAGAUGAUUGAGGAGACCGCAAUCCGGAUACAGACCGGACCAGUUAUGGCCUGUCCCCGGGGAUUAGUCAAGAAGAGGAGCUCGGCAGAGAUAAAACGGUCAGGGUGGUCCCCUAUAGAGGCGCUGAGGUGGAGGAAAGGGGGCCCCCUAUGGACCAGAGGCCGAAGUUUAACUACGUGGGAGUCCCGAAAGGCACACGUACUCGCCCCGUGGGAACUCCCACUGAACUGCGUGAUCGAGGGAGCGGAUAGCGCAGUCCAGGAACACGACAGGAUCUGCCAGGAAAACCGGAGGCAGAUCUGGUACUCUAACGGUAGCGGCUUUAACGGCCACGUAAAGGGCGCUACAGUCUCGAUUCGGGCCGGGAAGGUCCGCAAGAAAUACCUAGGAGCCGCGGCUGACUCCACUGUCCAGGCGGCCAUUCAAGCCGUGCAGAACCCCGGCCGACCAUCAGGCCAGUACGUACUACGGGCUAUCUACGAGAGGAUCAGGACCCUGAGAGGCAGCGGCCUGCAGCAGGAAGAUAUAGAGCUGCGCUGGAUCCCUGCGCAUAUCGGUAUAGAAGGGAAUGAACGAGCUGAUGAGGCAGCCAAGCGGGCCGCGAUAAAGGGGAUUAAAUUAAGCUCAGCAGGGCCGCGGGAGCUGGCCGCUCGGCCAAUUACUAGGCUUGCAGCUGCAGCCAAAACUGACCCGAAUAAGAAGGUCUUAAGGAUAUACGAGGGCCUGAGCAAGCCCCAGACCUCUAUAAUUAUCCAGAUGCGCACUAUGAGGAUCGGACUGAGGCAUUUCCUCUUCGAGAUAAAGCAGGUCGACUCCGACCGCUGCGGGUAUGAAUUAGGCUCUCAAACGCCUAAAUAUGUCCUUAUGGAAUGCUCGCUGCACCUCGCCAGUCAGAGAAUAGUGAUGGAACGCCUCGACUCUAUCGAGGGACUGCGUAGGCAUAUACAGGACUACGACGCAGUCAUGAACCACCCGCAGGCGAUACGUUACGUCGCCGAUUUCGUGCAAUGA